Molecule: messenger RNA, 489 nt
Organism: Plasmopara halstedii
Lineage: Eukaryota; Oomycota; Peronosporomycetes; Peronosporales; Peronosporaceae
Exons: 4
Coding region: 1-489 (162 amino acids)
Biological process (GO): cilium assembly
Cellular component (GO): MKS complex
Source: RefSeq, a predicted model, not a curated record
AUGGGAGCCUCUUGUCUCUCUUCUUUCGACGGAAACGAAGCAUUUUCUGUCCCUCAUAUAUUUGGUCUACUAUCAUUGCAUCGUUCAACUCAAUUAAAUUACUUCUGUAAGUGGCGUGUUGUUGUGAAUGAUUUUAGUAAGAAUGGUUCUUGGAGAAUUAUUCAAGGAGAGACGCGAGGUCAGACUCAGGUUCACGCUGCUUCAAAUGGUGGCAGUCUUGCCAUGCCAGAUCUUUACCGCCAAAACGAAAAUAAAAUUCUAUUGUCUAAAAUGAACACUGUAUGGGCACAUCCUAUUGAUCUACAUUUCGCUAUUCCAAAUGAAGACGUGUGGGAGUGUUGGCCUCGAUUUGAAUUUCAGGUGUGGAGCUUAGACGCUAAUUAUUCUAAUACCUUAUGUGGAACUGCAGCUAUACCGAUCCCUCUGGUCGCCGGAGAGUAUGUACUAGACGUGCCACUUGUUCUUUCUGAAAAUCAAACACUGUUGUGA